Bombyx mandarina (wild silkworm) is the source of this 1653-nucleotide messenger RNA. It is a transcript of the gene Arp3, whose product is annotated as Actin-related protein 3. NCBI's taxonomy places the organism in Eukaryota, Metazoa, Arthropoda, Insecta, Lepidoptera, Bombycidae. The record is from RefSeq and is a predicted model, not a curated record.
UACGUAAGGCAAAACUGACUAAUUCGAAGAUAUCUGACUGAUUUUGCCCAUCUUAGUUACCGCACCCUAUUUAUUAUUUUAUAUCUAUAUAGUUGAAUAAUAAACUUUAUAUAAUAAAAAUGGGAGACCAUUUACCAGCUUGUGUUAUCGAUGUCGGCACCGGGUAUACUAAACUGGGUUUUGCCGGUAACAAGGAACCACAGUUUAUUAUUCCGUCAACCAUAGCGAUAAAAGAAACUGCAAAAGUUGGCGAUCAGAGUACUCGGAGGAUGACUAAGGCUGUCGAAGAUUUGGAUUUUUUCAUCGGUGAUGAAGCUUUUGAAGCCACAGGAUACUCUGUAAAGUAUCCUGUGCGCCACGGUAUCGUAGAAGACUGGGAUUUAAUGGAAAGGUACAUCGAACAGUGCGUGUUUAAGUAUCUUCGUGCGGAACCCGAAGAUCAUCAUUUCUUGAUGACCGAACCUCCGCUCAACACUCCAGAAAACAGAGAAUAUUUAGCCGAAAUCAUGUUUGAGUCAUUUAAUGUGCCAGGCCUUUACAUUGCUGUACAAGCCGUUCUUGCUUUGGCUGCGUCAUGGAAGUCACGUACGUCUGCUGAACGCACCUUCACUGGCAUCGUAGUAGACAGUGGAGAUGGUGUCACUCACAUUGUUCCAGUUGCGGAAGGUUAUGUUAUUGGAUCAUGUAUAAAACACAUCCCUAUUGCUGGUAGAAACAUUACUUCAUUUAUUCAAUCGCUACUUCGUGAAAGAGAGGUUGGAAUCCCUCCUGAGCAAAGUUUGGAAACUGCCAAAGCUAUUAAAGAAAAAUACAGUUAUAUCUGUCCUGACAUUGCUAAAGAAUUUGCAAAAUAUGAUAGUGAUCCAGGUAAAUGGAUGAAAAAGUACACAGGGAUCAAUGCUAUCACUAAAAACCCAUUUACAGUCGAUGUUGGCUACGAGCGAUUCUUAGGACCUGAGAUUUUCUUCCAUCCUGAAUUUUCAAAUGCUGAUUUCACUGUACCUUUGAAUGAGAUGGUUGAUGAAGUGAUUCAGUCAUGCCCCAUUGAUGUUAGACGAGGAUUGUAUGGAAACAUUGUGUUGUCUGGUGGCUCGACUAUGUUCCGUGACUUUGGCAGAAGGUUACAACGUGAUAUCAAGAGGGCUGUUGAUGCAAGAUUGAAGCUUUCGACUAUGUUAUCUGAAGGUCGGAUUACCCCUAAACCGAUUGAUGUACAAGUCGUGUCUCAUAACAUGCAGAGAUAUGCUGUGUGGUUCGGAGGCAGUAUGCUUGCAUCAACACCAGAGUUCUACCAAGUCUGCCAUACUAAACAGGCAUACAUGGAGUAUGGUCCUAGUAUUUGCAGACACAACCCUGUUUUUGGUACCAUGACAUAAACAACCUUCCAGUAUUAAAUUACUAAUGAUGUCUACUUAGACUGUCGUAUAAAAUAAUGAAUUUGUAGAAGAAAAUAAUUAUGUAUAAUAUGAAUAUUGUUUUAAUAAUGACAUAGAUGCACACAAUCCUCUCUUAUAACUUUUAAUUUAGAUUUAUAUUUUUAUUAUUAUCAAACAUGUCAAAAAUAUAUGGAAUGUGUAUUUUAAUAUACUUACAGAAUAUACUUUAUGUAGCUGGAUUUAAAAUGUACAAUAUUAAGCAUUUAACAUUUGCAUU